Solea senegalensis (Senegalese sole) is the source of this 1690-nucleotide messenger RNA. Its product is annotated as complement C3-like. The transcript is spliced from 15 exons. The coding region runs from base 145 to 1557 and encodes 470 amino acids. Gene Ontology annotation, cellular component: extracellular region. The record is from RefSeq and is a predicted model, not a curated record. Lineage: Eukaryota; Metazoa; Chordata; Actinopteri; Pleuronectiformes; Soleidae. Gene Ontology annotation, molecular function: protein binding.
GAUACAUCCUGUCACACUCAUUUCUCCCAUCAUUUUUCCCUUUUUUACUUUCCUGAUGUCCAGAGUCUGCCUGGAAGUAUUGACAAAGCCGUGGAAUACCUGAAGAGACGUUUGUCCAGCCUCACCAACCCAUAUGCUGUAGCCAUGUCGUCAUACGCCCUGGCCAACCAAAACCAACUGAACAGAGAGAUCCUCUUCAAUUUUGCUUCCCCAGAGUUGUCCCACUGGAAUGUUCCUAAAGGACGUGUUUAUACAUUAGAGGCCACAGCUUAUGCUCUUCUUGCUCUGGUCAAGGCCAAGGCCUUUGAAGAUGCUAGACCUAUUGUGAAAUGGUUCAACAAACAGCAGCAGGAUGGUGGAGGCUAUGGCUCAACUCAGGCUACUAUAACAGUGUACCAGGCUGUAGCAGAAUAUUGGUCGAAUGCUAAAGAACCAGAGUAUGAUCUGAACGUGGACAUCCAUUUGCCUGGCAGGGCCAAGCCAGAUAAGAUCAGCUUCAACAGGAACAACUACCACACGACCAGAACAUCAAAAAUCAAUGAUAUAAACCAGGAUGUUAAAGUGACUGCGACAGGAACUGGAGAAGCAACACUGAAGAUGGUGUCACUGUAUUAUGCUCUGCCGACGGAAAAAGAGAGUGACUGUCAGAAGUUUAACUUGUCAGUGGAGCUUAUUCCAGAGAAAAUGGAUGAGAAUGAGGCGAUAUACAAACUGAGAAUAGAAGUCUUAUAUAAGGACAAGGAUCACGAUGCAACUAUGUCAAUCUUGGAUAUUGGCUUACUAACCGGCUUCACUGUCAACACAAAUGACCUGGACUUAUUGGCCAAAGGACGCGCCCGUACCAUUGCAAAAUAUGAGAUGGACACAGUUCUGUCAGAGAGAGGUUCACUGAUCAUCUACCUGGACAAGGUUUCUCACACACGAUCAGAGGAGAUCACUUUUAGGAUCCACCAGACUCUGAAAGUGGGCGUCAUGCAACCAGCGGCUGUAUCUGUCUAUGAAUAUUAUGACCAAACACAGUGUGUGAAAUUCUAUCAUCCAGAGAGGAAAGCUGGGCAGCUGCUGAGGCUCUGUAGAAAUGAAGAAUGCACAUGUGCUGAAGAGAACUGCAGCAUGCAGAAGAAGGGUAAAAUCAGCAAUGAUUUACGCACAGCUAAACCCUGUGAGAGUACACCUGACACCAAAAUAGAUUUUGUUUACAAAGUGAGAGUGGAAGACUUCACAGAUGGUUUGUCCACUGAUAUUUACACAAUGCGGAUAAUGGAAGUGAUCAAAGAAGGAAAUUAUGACGUUGGUCCCCAGGGUAAACUACGUGCAUUCCUCAGUUACCCUCACUGCAGGGAGGCUUUAGAUCUGGGUAAAGGGAAAACGUAUCUCAUCAUGGGCACAUCAAAGGAUAUUCACAAGGACCAAUCGUAUCAGUAUGUGCUCGGUGAGAGAACCUGGAUCGAGUACUGGCCCACAGACGCAGAGUGUCAAAAGGAUGAACACAGGCCAACAUGUUUGGGCUUGGAGGAGAUGGUCACGCAGUACACUCUCUUUGGAUGUCCACUGUAGUACAACAGCAGAAAAUCCACUGUCUUUGUUUCUUUUUAGUUUUUACAUGUGUUAUGCAAAACCUUAACUGUUAUAAAAUGUAACAGAUCAAAAGGUUACUCUGUGUGGAAUAAACUGUAAAGUCUUCAUCUAA